AUGGCUGGUGGUCCACCUGCAGGGCCUCCUCCUGGUGGACCUCCUGCUGGUCCUCCUGGCGGUGAAUUCGCCGAGGCUGCCUAUGAUUAUGCUAAACAACAGCCUACUGACUUGGGUCUUCGCAAAGGUGAUCAUAUUGUCGUUUUGGAGAAAUUGAAUGCCGACUGGUGGAGAGGUCGUAAUACCAGUACUAGUGAAGAGGGUAUUUUCCCCAGUAACUACGUUCAUCUCACUCACGGUGGUCCUUCUCCUCCUUCUGCAUCUUACAAUGAGAAGAACGCAUACACCCCUCCUCCUAAUCCUCAGUACUACAACUCUGGUCCUUCAGGCCAGGCUCCUUAUAACGCCCCUCCUCCUUCUCAAAGCGCUCCUCCAUACUUUCCUCCUCCUAGCACCAACUAUUAUCCUCAACAGCAGCAGCAGCCUCAGCCCGUGGUUGUCCAACAACCACCACCAGCCCAAGGCAGCCACCACGGCUCAGAUGCAUUCAAGAAGUUCGGCAGCAAGCUCGGAAACGCUGCUAUCUUCGGUGCUGGUGCUACCAUUGGUUCCGAUAUCGUCAACUCCAUUUUUUAA
This is a messenger RNA of Sugiyamaella lignohabitans, 576 nucleotides long. It is a transcript of the gene PIN3, whose product is annotated as Pin3p. Gene Ontology annotation, biological process: protein transport to vacuole involved in ubiquitin-dependent protein catabolic process via the multivesicular body sorting pathway. Gene Ontology annotation, cellular component: ESCRT-0 complex. Lineage: Eukaryota; Fungi; Ascomycota; Dipodascomycetes; Dipodascales; Trichomonascaceae. Bases 1 to 576 code for a protein of 191 amino acids. The record is from RefSeq and is a predicted model, not a curated record. The transcript has a single exon. Gene Ontology annotation, molecular function: protein binding.